Antechinus flavipes (yellow-footed antechinus) is the source of this 4229-nucleotide messenger RNA. It is a transcript of the gene FUNDC1, whose product is annotated as FUN14 domain containing 1. Gene Ontology annotation, cellular component: mitochondrial outer membrane. Lineage: Eukaryota; Metazoa; Chordata; Mammalia; Dasyuromorphia; Dasyuridae. The record is from RefSeq and is a predicted model, not a curated record. The coding region runs from base 266 to 733 and encodes 155 amino acids. Gene Ontology annotation, biological process: autophagy of mitochondrion. The transcript is spliced from 5 exons.
CUCCGGGGCCGAGCACAGUUGCUGCACCUAGGUGGACUCGCUCUUUCCUCACGGUUUACGCUUGCGCAAGAAACCUUAUGUCGGGGGUGGGGCAGGAUUCAGGGAGAAAAAAGGGUUGGAUCAGGCGGAAGACAACCAUAGAGUUCGGACUUCUCCCGCUCCCAGCGUAGAGCGGCCCCUAGAGUGGUGGGGUGAGCUGCUCGCAGAGGGGGGCUUGUAGGGGCGGGGGUGGGGGUCUUUUUGACUACAGGCCGCCGGCGGGAUCAUGGCGACCAGGAACCCCCGUCCCACAGAACAUGACAGUGAUGAUGACUCUUAUGAAGUACUGGAUUUGACAGAGUAUGCAAGAAGACACCACUGGUGGAAUCGUGUAUUUGGCCACAGUUCUGGACCUAUUGUAGAGAAAUAUUCUGUAGCUACUCAGAUUGUAAUGGGUGGAGUUACUGGAUGGUGUGCAGGAUUUUUGUUCCAGAAAGUUGGAAAACUUGCAGCAACUGCUGUGGGCGGUGGCUUUCUUCUCUUGCAGAUUGCCAGUCACAGUGGCUAUGUGCAAGUUGACUGGAAAAGAGUUGAAAAAGAUGUCAACAAAGCAAAAAGACAGAUUAAAAAAAGAGCAAAUAAAGCUGCACCUGAAAUCAAUACUAUCAUUGAAGAGUCAACAGAAUUUAUCAAACAGAACAUAGUGGUAUCCAGUGGAUUUGUGGGAGGCUUCUUGCUAGGCCUUGCAUCGUAAGGACGUGAAUAUUACUGUCUUGAUGGAUUAAUUACAACAAAAAUAUUGUUGACAGUGUGCUUUCUUACAAAGUAGUGCUGGUCACCAGAUUCUUCUGGAUAAGAAGACUAAAUAGUUGGACAACAAUGAAACUUACACUUUAGGCUUUUGCCUUUUGAAGCUUGGCAAACUAGGAUUUGCUAGAAAAAACAAAACAAAACUGUGCAGUAUAUAUAUAUAUAUCGCAUUUCUGGACAAAACCUGGCUAAACUUUCAUCAUGAUUUUUUAAUCCUGUGCCUGUUCAGAAAUUAGCAUUUUUAAUGUAACUGUUGGUAUAGAUAUGUAAUUGUCUCGGGAAAAGGACCUUUUAUUUGACAUUUUCCUCAUUGAAUUGCUAUUUUUUCUUUAUUUAAUAAAGCAUUCUCCAUUGUGCUGUAGAGUAAAUAGUGCCAAUAAAAUAUGUAUUAUAGUUUGAAUAUCAACAGAUAAGAAAUCUGUUUGCAAUAAACUAGAAUUGUAAUGUACUUUUAUGGAAAGAUUAGAAAUACUUAUUAGAGAUAUUAAAAACUAAUUAAAGACUUUUUUGUUGCUGUUUAGUGCUAUUUUUAAAAGCUUAUUUUAUUUUCCUACAAACACAAUUCACUGGACUGGUCUACUGGUUUUAUAGUAUAAGGAGUUCCCCAGUGAAGAAACUACCUCCCCUAACAUGGGUUGGCAACUUAGCAUCUCAGUGCCUCAAGGCACUUCUCUAAGUGACUUGCCAGGGUCAGAUAGCUCUCUGUACACCAUGCCGUGCUGCCUAUUUGCUUAAAUAAUAGCCAUGCUAAAAUUCUUAGCACAUUUUAAAGUCAUAAUCAUAAAACACAUCUUAUUCUGUGUGUGUGUGUGUGUGUGUGUGUGUAUACAUACACACACACACACACACACACACACACUUUAUCUUGGGAAUACAUUUCCAUUAUUUGUCUAUUGGCUUUGAUAUUUAGGAAGAAAGAAAUUUGUGUUUUGGAAAGUGUCACAGAAAAGUGUCAGACAUGGAAGGAAACUGACCUCAUUUUGACCAUCAUCUCACUUAUUUUACAUAUGUGAAAGAUGAGAAAACUAAGAAACAAGAGAAGGAAUUUGAUUUAUUAAAGCUAGACAGGUGGCAAGUUGCAAAGCCCUACAGUCAGGUAUAGGUCCAUAAGUCCAUUGCUUUUUUUGUUAUGCCUAGUGAAUUAUUUUUUAGUCUUGAAUAUGAUCAGAUGUCUGAGAUACAUUUUUCCCCUCCAUAAAUAUAUCUUAUUUCUUUCUUUGUUUAAAGCAUAUAAUUUUUCUUUAAAACCUCUUAAGUAUUCCUGAGUUGCUCUGGAAACUGGAUUCUGGUUCAGAUUUGGCAUUCUUAUGAAUUUAUAAGGAGAUCCUAUUGGAGAAGUCCAGCAAGAUCUAGAUUCAAGUUCAGCAGUAGCUUCAUCAAGUUCCCCAGCUAUUCAGUUUUCCCAACUCCUGAAGCAUCUUUGCCAAGUAGGUCUACACUUUGUAUUUUGAAGACACUGUGUUUCCAAUAGAAUAGACUAAAUUUCUUCUAUUAAGGAGCAUAAUAGUAUCAAGAAUCCCUACAUGAAGUGGUUCCAGAACUGGAUUUGUAGUAAAACUGUUGAUUAAAGUUUUACCCUUUUGUUUUUCAUUCAAUAGUCUGGAACUCACUUCAGCUAAUCUCUCAUUAGUUCUGCCUAAUGUUUUUUAGACAAUGAUUCUGAUUUUUAAUUUUUCAGAAUAUAGCUUUCCAUAUCUUCCUACUUUUGCCUUAAGAGUCUUGAUAUAAGUUUUUCAUUUUGGAGAGUUCAGCUUCCAGUUCUCAAAUCCAUUUGAUUUCUUAUUGAAGCCUUGUGUUUUUCUUUUAAGUGUUUGAAGUUCUCUUGGGCUGCUGCUUAUGUCCUUCAAUUUUAAAAAAUUAAAAUUUGAAAAAUUUUUAAAAACUCAAUAGUAUAUAUGGUUAUAUCCAUUUAUAAUUUCAAAGGUGAUGAGGUAAAAUAGGCACCAAGAGUAGUAAAUAAACAAAGAUUUGGAAAAGCAAUGAAUUGUAAAAAGAACAAAGGUAUUAUAUGAAAAUAUCGUAAUAAAGAUUCAGUUCAUGACAUUGAAGCACCAUAACAAGCCAACUAUCAUAUAUUAUAAAGUUAUGCUAUUAUGAGAAUUAACAAAGGUUUGAAAGAUAAGUUCCCUGGUGGAAUGCACAAUUAACCAGGAGGAAGGAGCCAUUAGAGUAAAAACACUUGCGAGGUAGAGAAUACCUCAUUGUGGGCUUAGUUCUGGAAAGGAUUCAGUCCAGAUAUUAGAUUGAGAGCUUGGAGGAACCUUAGAGGUCUGGUAGUCUAAAUCAUUUUACAGAUGAAAAAACAGGCUUAGGGACAUUGUGACACAUGGGGCAACUAGAUGUCAGUUCAUAGUCACAUAGGGCCUGGAGUCACAGAGAACUACUGCAACUCUGGUCUCGGCACUAGCCGUGUGACCCUGGGCAAGUCACUUAACCCUUUUUGCCUCAGUUUCCUCAUCUGUAAGAUGAGCUGGAGAAGGAAAUAGCAAACCACUUUAGUAUUUUUGCCAAGAAAAUUUCUCUUGGGGUCACGAAGAGUCAACUAGGACUAAUGAUCCAGCAACAACAAAAAAAGUCCCAUGGGAAGUAGGCAAAAAAACCAAGGUUUGAACUGAGCUCUCUAAUUCCAAUUUCUAAAACUAACUCAGAUUUCUAAAAAUGAGACUAAUUAUUCUAGUCCCCCAUUUCACAAGGAAGUAAGAACAAUUUUUAGUGUUUAAUAAGGAUAGUACUAUUUGAAGAGCAUCACUAGUCUGUAACGGGGUGGGGAGCCUUUUUCCUGCCAAGGGCUAUUUGGAUAGAACUUCAUUUGUGGGCCAUGCAAAAUUAUCAACUCAUAGAACUCAAGCAGUGGGAAGUGGCCGUACCCAGCUUUCAGCUCAUCACUUGUGGAUGCUUUAGCAGAUGUUUUUGUGGGGGCCUUAUGAGGCCUUUGGGUUGAUCUUUCCCCACCCUGGUCUAUAUAAUUGGGAAAUUGUUUGUAGUUUAAACAGAAUUACUUGGUUGAUCUAUUUUGAAAUGUGAAAGUGUGAAAAAUCGCAAAAAUUUCUGACCUUUAUCAUCAGAUUGAACCUUGAGGCAUCCCACUAUUUUCUCAAGGAGAAUGAGGAUAAUAUACUUAAUUGAAAAGAAAAUUCCUUGUGACUUUUCCCUGUUCUAAAAAAAAUGUACUGGUAUGUAUGUAAGGUCUAUAUUAAAAGUGAAGAAAUUUAAAAACAGCAGUACAUAGACAAUAUAUUCAGGCUCAUUUCCCUUUCAAUUUUCAGGUGCUUCUCACAGUGUGUUUCUAGUUGCUAUUGUUUUGCAUUUUGUGUAGCAUAAAAAAAAGGAAUGUGGUUUCUGUGAUCUGAUAGCUGUCAUCAUGAGAAUUACCUUCAUGUUGUUCCUCAAGUUUUUUCAAGUAUGAGGUUAAAUAAACUCUAUACUUAAUUAACCUGAAA